Selaginella moellendorffii is the source of this 1881-nucleotide messenger RNA. Its product is annotated as pentatricopeptide repeat-containing protein At4g02750-like. The record is from RefSeq and is a predicted model, not a curated record. Bases 1 to 1881 code for a protein of 626 amino acids. NCBI's taxonomy places the organism in Eukaryota, Viridiplantae, Streptophyta, Lycopodiopsida, Selaginellales, Selaginellaceae. The transcript has a single exon. Gene Ontology annotation, molecular function: protein binding.
AUGGACAAGAACGAGUGCCUCAAGCUCAUCUUGGCGUGCAAAUCCCUCCCAGCCGCCAAGGAGAUCGAUCGCAAGCUCCAGCCAGACCUAGUUCUUCCCCAAGAUCUCUUCCUCCACAACAAGCUCAUAGAGAUGUAUGGCAAAUGCGGUAGCGCCCACCACGCCCUAAACAUCUUCCACUCCAUGUCACACAAGAACUCCUUUACCUGGGAUAUGACCCUCUUUGCGUGCUCCAGGAAUGGGCAUCUCGACAAUGCCCAGAGGAUAUUCCAGGCAAUGCCGCGGCACAAUGUGGCCUCGUGUACCGCGAUGCUUGCAGCAUAUGCCCACAACGGGCAUAUUCUCGAGGCCAAGGAUGUCUUUGAUUCCAUCCAGCAACCCGAUCUCGCCGCGUGUAAUGCCAUGCUGGCGGCAUAUGCCCAGAACGGGCAUGCUGAGCUGGCAAGCGCCCACUUCCGCCACAUGGCCCAAUGGGACGUUGUCUCCUGGACAACCGUGCUGUCCGCAGUUGCGCAGGAGGGGCAUGUCAUAGUCGCCAGGGAAAUCUUCGAUGACAUGCCGUGCCGGAAUCUCGUGUCGUGGACGGCCAUGAUGAACGCGUACGGAAGCGCCGGGCAAUUGGAGCGCGCCAAGUCGAUGUUUGAUGACAUGGCGCUCCGGGACCUCGUGACGUGGACUGCCAUGGUGGCGGCAUAUGCCCGGGGUGGGCAUCCUGACGCGGCAAAGCAAAUCUUUUCACAAAUGCCAGAGUGGAACAUGGUAUCGUGGUCGGCCCUGCUAAACGCAUAUUCCCAUUCCGGCGCCACGGAAUAUGCCAAGACCCUGUUCGAGGAGAUGCCGCAGCACAACUUAGUGACGUGGACGGCGCUGCUGUGCGUAUACUCCCAGUCCUGGCAUCUGGACGAAGCGCGAGAAAUAUUCCAGAAAAUGCCCGAAAGAGACCAAGUUUCUUGGAAUGCGAUGCUGGCAGCAUUCUCGCAAAACGGAUCAAUUAGGGAAUCUCAGUCGUGCUUCGAUUCAAUGCCGCAGCACAACCCAAUCUCUUGGAGCUCGCUUCUCUCAGCAUAUGCCCAGUCCGGCCAUCCGGAAGAAUCGAAGAGAAUCUUCGAGUCUAUGCCGCAGCGAAGCCCCUCGUCCUGGAUCUCGAUGGUCGUCGCGUAUGCCCAGGCCGGGCAUAUCGACCAUGCACAACACAUGUUCGAUGCAAUGCCGCGGAGAGAUCUCGUUGCAUGGAACGCGAUGCUCGCAGCGCACGCGCUCAAUGGUCGCAUCGAAGCCGUCGAGCGAUUGUUUGAGCAAAUGCCCGAUCAUGAUCUUGUGUCAUGGAACGCGCUACUUUCCUCGUAUGCCCGGAACGGGCAUAUCGCCACGGCCAAGCGCAUCUUUGAUCGAAUGCCCGAGGAGCGCAACCUUGUCUCCUGGAACUCGAUGCUUGCCGCUUACACAUACAAUGACCACUCGAGCGAAGCGCUUGAUCUCUUUGCGGAAGGAAACGCGAGCUUGCUUGACUCUCCGGAUCGUCUCAGCUUCGUCUCGGUGCUCAUCGCUUGCAGCCACCUGGGACGAGUUUUCCUGGCGAAGAGCUACUUUGCGUCGAUGAGUGGCGACUUUGGCGUGCGGCCGGCGAGGCAGCACUACCGCUGCAUGGUCGACCUCCUCGGCCGUGCUGGUUUUCUACGUGACGCCGAGAGCCUCGUCGCCACCAUGCCGUUUGCUCCCGACUCUCUCGAGUGGAGGAGCUUGCUUGGAGCGUCGAGGAGCCACAGCGAUGUCGAUCAUGGAUCUCGAGCUGCGCAAGGAGUUCUCGAUCUGGAUCCGCGGGAUGGAGCUGGCUACGUCCUCCUGGCCAACACCUUCGUCCUGCGAGACAAGCAAAGAUAA